AUUUAAGUCGGGUUCAAUUUCACAUGACGACUUACCGCCAGCAAUUAAAGAAUCGAUCAAACCAUUGUUGACAUAAAAGUUUGGUUUCCUUCUCUUUAAACAGCUUUUGUCUCUUUGGCGAUCAGAUCUCACCGGAGACGAGCGAUGGCUUCAGGAUUCAGCGGCGAUGAAACUGCUCCUUUCUUCGGGUUCCUCGGCGCAGCCGCCGCUCUUGUUUUCUCAUGUAUGGGGGCAGCGUACGGGACAGCAAAGAGCGGGGUCGGUGUGGCGUCGAUGGGGGUGAUGAGACCAGAGCUUGUAAUGAAAUCGAUUGUUCCGGUGGUUAUGGCUGGUGUGUUAGGUAUUUACGGUCUGAUCAUAGCUGUCAUCAUCAGUACUGGAAUCAACCCAAAGGCCAAGUCUUACUAUCUCUUCGAUGGCUAUGCUCAUCUCUCUUCCGGUCUCGCUUGUGGUCUCGCCGGUCUCUCCGCCGGUAUGGCUAUCGGAAUCGUCGGCGAUGCCGGUGUCAGAGCGAAUGCACAGCAACCAAAGCUGUUUGUGGGAAUGAUUCUGAUUCUCAUCUUUGCUGAAGCACUUGCGCUGUACGGUCUUAUCGUUGGUAUCAUCCUCUCUUCUCGUGCUGGGCAGUCUAGAGCCGAGUGAACUCUGAAAGUCUCUGUUCUUAUGUGCUAAAUCCUUGUAAUGUUUUUAGAUUAUAUUUCACUUUCAAUAUUUCGUGGCAUUGUUGUUAGUUUUUGAGUUUCUUUAUGAAUAAACAAGCAAAUAUCAUUUGAACUUGGUUUUCUAAUUGUGUUUUCUUUUUAAAAAUAAAUAAAUUUGCACGUAA
This is a messenger RNA of Brassica oleracea var. oleracea, 826 nucleotides long. RefSeq names its product V-type proton ATPase subunit c2-like. NCBI's taxonomy places the organism in Eukaryota, Viridiplantae, Streptophyta, Magnoliopsida, Brassicales, Brassicaceae. The transcript has 3 exons. Gene Ontology annotation, cellular component: proton-transporting V-type ATPase, V0 domain. Gene Ontology annotation, biological process: proton transmembrane transport. The record is from RefSeq and is a predicted model, not a curated record. Bases 145 to 642 code for a protein of 165 amino acids. Gene Ontology annotation, molecular function: proton-transporting ATPase activity, rotational mechanism.